Molecule: messenger RNA, 2076 nt
Organism: Fraxinus pennsylvanica
Lineage: Eukaryota; Viridiplantae; Streptophyta; Magnoliopsida; Lamiales; Oleaceae
Source: the annotation of a GenBank genome assembly
AUGGAGGGGGUGUUGGAGACAAGUUUGAACUCUGAAUUUUGGCAUGCUUGCGCAGGAGGAAUUGUUCAAAUGCCGUUAGUGAACUCUAAGGUAUUCUAUUUCCCACAAGGCCAUGCAGAGCACACACUCACUAACAUGGAAUUCCCAGCCUUGCCGAGAAUUCAGCCUAUGAUACUCUGCAGGGUUGCGGAAGUGAAAUUUUUGGCGGACCCUGAAACAGAUGAAGUUUAUGCCAAAAUUAGGUUGAUCCCAGUUGUGAAUAGUGAUUAUAGUUUUGAUGAUGAUGUGGGGUUGGAAGGAAAUGGAUUUGAAUCGAAUGAAAAGCCCAUUUCUUUUGCAAAGACAUUGACUCAAUCUGAUGCGAACAAUGGUGGGGGUUUCUCUGUUCCGAGGUACUGUGCAGAGACUAUAUUUCCUCGGUUGGAUUAUUCGGCUGAUCCGCCUGUCCAGACUGUGAUUGCUAAGGAUGUUCAUGGGAAGACUUGGAAGUUUAGGCAUAUCUAUAGGGGGACUCCGAGGAGGCAUUUAUUGACCACUGGGUGGAGUUCUUUUGUUAAUCAAAAGAAGCUGGUUGCAGGAGAUUCGGUCGUGUUUUUGAGGGCAAAAAAUGGGGAUCUCUGUGUUGGGAUUCGGAGGGCCAAGAGGGAUGACGACAUCGGUGGCCAUGAAUCUUCAUCUGGGUGGAAUUCUAGUGGUGGUGCUGGAAAUUAUAGGUACUUUUCUGCAUUUCUGAAGGAAGAUGAUAGCAAGCUGUUGCACAGAAGCGGCAAUAAUGGGAGCCUAAGGGCGGAGAGGAGCAAAGUGAAGCCUCAAUCAGUUAUGGAGGCUAUAUUUCUUGCCAACAUUGGCCAGCCUUUUGAGGUGGCUUAUUACCCUCGAGCAAGCACGCCAGAGUUUUGUGUAAAGGCUUCCUCCAUAGGUGCUGCACUGAAGAUCCAGUGGUUGUCCGGGAUGAGGUUCAAGAUGGCUUUUGAAACCGAGGAUUCUUCCCGGAUUAGCUGGUUUAUGGGUACUAUAGCUUGCGUUCAGGUUGCUGAUCCCGUUCACUGGCCUAAUUCAUUGUGGCGACUCCUUCAGGUGACGUGGGAUGAACCAGAUAUGCUACAAAAUGUAAAUCGUGUUAGCCCUUGGCUAGUCGAAAUGAUCUCAAAUGUACCAGCCAUUCAUCUCUCACCCUUCUCACCCCCACGAAAGAAGUUGCGUUUACCGCAUUAUCCCAACUUUCCGCUUGAUGGCCAGCUUCCAAUGCCAUCAUUUACGGGCAAUCCUCUUGGGCCAAGCAGUCCCUUAAGUUCUCUAUCCAAUGACAUCAAUGCAGGCAUACAAGGAACCAGGCAUGCUAAGAUUCGAGCUCCGUUCUCAGAUCACCUUAGUAAUAAACUGCAGCAGGGACUUUUACGCCCGAAUUUCCCUCGGCUUGACCUCCAUACUAAAAUUUCUGAUGGUAUUGUCAGAAGCCACCAUGGUAAUGAAGAUAUUUCUUGCUGGUUAAGCAUGGGGAAUUCUAGUCAGAAGUCCAAGAAAACUGAUACUGUAAUGACGCCCCGAUUUGUCCUGUUUGGUCAGCCGAUACUGACCGAGCAACAAAUGUCUCUUGACUGCUCAAGUGACGUUUCUGAAGUAUUAUCAGGAAAGAAUUCUUCAAGUCUUCCAAAAAGUCUGUCUAGUACACAGGUUUUGUCGAAACAGGGCAUUCAUGCAGCUGAGGUUGGGUUGGGCCCAGGGCACUGCAAAGUAUUCUUGGAGUCGGAUGAUGAGGGUCGGAUUCUCCAAUUAUCUGCUCUUGGAUCAUAUGAAGAUCUAUACAAAUUACUUGGAACCAUGUUCGAGAUUGAAAGAUUAGAGAUGCUGAGCCACGUGUUCUAUCAUGAUGCAACUGGUGCUGUUAAACAAGUUGGAGAAGAACCAUUCAGUGAGUUUACAAAGAAAGCAAAAAGAUUGACAAUUCUAAUGAAGCCAGGCACUAGCGAUGUAGAAAGGAAAUUGAUUACUGGUUUGCCAACUGCCGAACGAGGGCUAGAUUCAUCAAACCAGACAGGUCCACCUUGGGCAUAUUUGCUUAGUACGAGCAUUUAA